Molecule: messenger RNA, 1179 nt
Organism: Caenorhabditis sp. 36 PRJEB53466
Lineage: Eukaryota; Metazoa; Nematoda; Chromadorea; Rhabditida; Rhabditidae
Source: the annotation of a GenBank genome assembly
AUGAGUAUUCAAAAGAUGAAAGACAAGUUCGUUCUCGCCCUGACCCAACACAACAUUCCAGGCCUUCGUUGGGUCCUUGAAGGGUUCAACUUGUAAGUGUAGUACUACGGUAUCGUUCUCCCGUGACCGACCUUCACAGUUUAUUUCGGCUUUGAUUGUUGUGAUUGCCGAAGUGCAAGUACGCUGUUUACGCAACAAACCAAAGAACCGUGCACUUACCGAAACCAGAUCACCUUCACGGCCCUCUUUUUCCUUUUGCAGCUACGAUACGCAGCGAGUGAAGGAGGUGGGAGCGGAUCGGGCAGCCGCCGAAUGGAUCGUUCGGUGCGGCGGCAAGAUCAAGUUCGCUCAAAUCGACGAGAGCUUCGACGACUACAACGCGCUCGUCAAACGCACAGCUCAGCUGGAUCCUCGGCUCGCAGAGGACCGGGUGACUCUGGAGACGAUCCGCGCCGAAGACGCCAGUGUCACUGGAUUCGGGUGCCGUCACUUUGGUACAGUGAUCAGAUGAUAGCGGGGAGGAUACGGUAGAAGUCAAUCACACAUGACACUCCGCGCGCGGGAAAGUGCAAGGCUUCUUGCUUCUUUGGACGUUUAACAAUAUCCACUAGUCUAGUCUCUUUCGACAACUUUAUGGAUUCGCAGUCUGAAUCCCAAUCCCAAUCUCCCUAGAUCCUUUCAUUUGAUAACUUUUCCUUUUUUCGUGUCAGUCCGUUGACGUAGUCUGAACGCGUUGAAUCUGCUUUGAUCAUCUACAAAAUUGCAAAAACGUUGAAACACCUCUUGGAACAGGCAGAAAUAGAAAAUGCCAGAAUCUAUUGAAUCAUCGGAUAGCAACGGAUCUUUUGGAUAGAGUCUAAAUUUCCACUGGUUAUUUCAUUCUAAACUGAUGAUUUUUUAGAGAAUCUUGUUGGAAUCAAGCAGGUCUACUUCAUCCGAUGCAAGAAUCUUCAUGACUUUGGCCUGGAGUACAUGGGACAGCACGUGGGCGGUCAUCUGAAGACCCUUCACAUCGAAGAGUGCCCUCGGAUCACCGAGUUCGGGCUGGAGCAUCUGAAAAAGUUUUCGGCUCUGGAAACGCUCAUCCUGCGCAAUCUGAAAAGUGUGCACGGGAAGGAGAAGGUGGAGCAGAAGCUUCGUGGAGCACUUCCGAAGACUGACAUUCAACUUCACCUGUAG